Oncorhynchus gorbuscha (pink salmon) is the source of this 1460-nucleotide messenger RNA. It is a transcript of the gene cryl1, whose product is annotated as crystallin, lambda 1. Gene Ontology annotation, molecular function: NAD+ binding; L-gulonate 3-dehydrogenase activity. The transcript has 8 exons. NCBI's taxonomy places the organism in Eukaryota, Metazoa, Chordata, Actinopteri, Salmoniformes, Salmonidae. Gene Ontology annotation, biological process: fatty acid metabolic process. The record is from RefSeq and is a predicted model, not a curated record. The coding region runs from base 118 to 1065 and encodes 315 amino acids.
GCACCGUACAAUCAUGUGACUAGUAGGGGCGUUGCAGGAUUUGCAGGCAGAAUAUUCUUGGAAAAACAGUUACUGUUUUCAAUGUUGCAAUAACUUACUUCUAAUCAAAACUGCAAAAUGAGUUUCUCUGAUGGGAAGACCAUUACCGUUAUUGGCAGUGGGCUGAUUGGGCGCUCCUGGGCCAUGGUGUUUAUAAGUGGGGGCUACAGAGUGAAGAUCUAUGACAACCAGCCAGGCCAUGCUGCCAGGGCCAUCCAGGAGGUCAGGAAACAGCUUGAAGAUCUGCAGGAAGAGUGCAUGCUGAGGGGGGAUCGAAGUGCCUCAGAGCAGCUAGCCCUACUGAGCAGCCACAAUGACCUCUGCCAGGCACUAGAGGGAGCCUUCUUCGUCCAGGAGUGUGUGUUUGAGGAGAUCGAGGCCAAGCGGAGUGUCUUCCAGGUGGUGGAGAGUCAUGUGGGAGAGGGGGUGAUCCUCAGUAGCUCCACCUCCUGCCUGUUGCCUAGCAACAUCUUCUCCCAGGUCCAGAACCGGAAGCGCUGCAUUAUAUCUCACCCGGUGAACCCGCCCUACUACGUGCGUCUGGUGGAGCUGGUGCCACACCCAGAGACAUUGGCGGGGGUGAUGGACACUACCCACGCCCUGAUGACUGCCGUAGGCCAGGCUCCCGUUAGGCUGAAGAAAGAGAUUGACGGCUUCGCCCUAAACCGUGUGCAGUACGCCAUCAUCGCCGAGUCCUGGAGGCUGGUCAAGGACGGUGUCAUUUCAGUCAAGGACAUUGACCUGGUGAUGUCAGAGGGGCUGGGAAUGCGUUAUGCUUUUAUUGGUCCCAUGGAAACCAUGCACCUCAACGCACCUGAAGGUCUGGAGGACUAUCUCCAGCGCUACAGAGAGGGCAUGAAGAGGGUUCUGAACACCUUUGGACCUGUUCCCGAAUUCUCUGGGGAGGCAGCCGAGCGCAUCAACAAAGAGAUGUGUGAGCUGAUCCCAGCUGACCAGCAGCCCCUGUCUGCCAGGAGAGAGAGAAGGGACCAGCUUCUCAUGGGCCUGGCCAAGCUCAAGAAGUGACUCCAGGACUAUCACCACCACUGAUGAACAGGGUGGGCUGAGGUCUGGGACUCUGCUGUCCAUCACUCAGCCAAAGAGCAUGGUGAUGAGGAUGAUCUGAUCUCUCAGUAGUACCUACACUGGGGAUGUUACUGAAUACUGUAGCCCUGAGUCCUCACACACAAUCAACCAUUCUGGGAUGAUACUGUAGCCCUCAUACACAAUAAAGCAAUCUAGGGAUUGAUUCCCAUGCCAUCUCAGAAAUCUAACCACCACAUGUUUUAUGCAAUCAACACAUUGAUCAGACAAGGGAAUUAUUGGUUUGGUCAUACCACACUGGCUUCUUGAAUUAUGAAUAUGAAAUGUUAAUGUCAAAACCUUAUGGGAGAUUUCUUUAUUAAAAUGUUGAAUUUCAA